This is a messenger RNA of Polypterus senegalus (gray bichir), 1813 nucleotides long. It is a transcript of the gene harbi1, whose product is annotated as harbinger transposase derived 1. The transcript is spliced from 3 exons. The coding region runs from base 99 to 1157 and encodes 352 amino acids. The record is from RefSeq and is a predicted model, not a curated record. NCBI's taxonomy places the organism in Eukaryota, Metazoa, Chordata, Cladistia, Polypteriformes, Polypteridae.
GCUACGUUUACCGGAAGCGCCAAACCAGUGCAUACACAAGCCGGGAAGAUUUCAGAAGAGUGCGGAUGAUUAUUACGGCUGUUGAUAGAAAGAGGUGAAUGUUCCAAAUGGCUAUUUCAAUAGCUGUUUUAGACUGUGAUCUUCUCCUUUAUGGUCGUGGACACCGGACACUUGACAGGUUUGACAUUGAAACAGUUUCUGACGAUUUUCUCUUGGGUACCUUUGGCUUUCCGCGAGAGUUUAUCUACUAUUUGGUGGAGAUGCUAAGUGAGACUUUGUCCCGCCCAACACAGAGAUCAAGAGCAAUAAGCCCAGAGGUUCAAAUCCUUGCAGCUCUGGGUUUCUACACAUCUGGAUCAUUCCAGACCAGAAUGGGAGAUGCUAUUGGCAUUAGCCAGGCAUCGAUGAGCAGAUGUGUCACAAGUGUCACUAAAGCCUUGGUAGAGAAGGCAUCUGAGUUUAUCGUCAUGUCCAGGGAUGAGGCCACCAUUCAGCAGAUUAAGGAAGAAUUCUACCGAGUGGCUGGCAUGCCCAAUGUAUUGGGUGUGGUUGACUGUGUGCAGGUAGCAAUAAAGGCUCCCAAUGCAGAGGAUCUUUCAUACGUGAACGGGAAAGGGUUUCAUUCUAUCAGCUGCCAGCUAGUGUGUGACUCAAGAGGCCUCUUGCUGAGUGCAGAGACAAACUGGCCAGGUGGUCUGGAGGACAUGCAGGUAUUUCAACAGUCAGCACUGCUUAGAACAUUUGAGGAGGAAGAGAAGAACCAGGCCGGAUGGCUUUUAGGAGACUGCGCCUACCCUUUAAAGAAGUGGUUGAUGACGCCUGUCCAGUAUCCUGAGACACCUGCUGAGUACCGUUACAACAUUUCGCAUACUGCAACACAUGAAAUUGUGGACCGUGCUUUCCGGGCCAUUCAGACUCGAUUCCGUUGCCUUGAUGGGUCAAAGGGUUGUCUACAGUACUCUCCAGAGAAAUGUGCACAGAUCAUUUUGGCUUGCUGUGUCCUACACAAUGUUUCCUUGCAGACUGGUCUAGACGCCUGGACCUUUGCAAGGACAGAAAUCCAGGAGCAGCCAGAGGGACCAUCUAGACAGAUGGAAUCUGUGGACUCGGAGGCAUUUAGAAUUCGUCAGGAACUUAUACUUAGUCAUUUCUCUUGAAAGGAGAAGAAGAGUUGCCAUCUGUAGUGUUUCUUUAACUAAGGGAUUGUGAAUGGUGACAUCUGUUCAGGUGCAAUCCCUUCUGAAAUGGUUAGGGAUUAUUAUUGUCACGUUUGACAGAAGGUCCUUGUGCAAAUAUAAAAGCCAGUUUUGAAAAAUAAAAAAAACAAAGGCAUAGAUCAUUUUCAUGCAUGUCCCUAGUAAAAGUAUGACAUGAAGAACAUUCCUCAAUUUCUCUUCUUGUACUUGUCUCUAAAAAAAAUAGGAGUUGUCUUUAAUUUAGAUUUCACUACUAUAAUGUAUAAUGUAUGCAAAAAAGAAUAUUUUAAUAUAUUGUGUUCUAGUAUCUACAAUUGUAUGUUUCUGUUCAGACAUUAUGGGACCACCUGUAAUGCUUAUUUUUUACCAUAUUAUUUAUUUUAUAUAUGUAUAUUUAUGUAUUUUAUAUAUGUAUAUUUAAUGAUGUUAUACAGUGUACCAAGUAGAUCAUUAAUCAGAGAUGGGAAUAGCAAGAUUUUAAGAAUGACUUUCAGAUGUAAAGCUUUUUUUUUCUUUUUUUGUAAUUUUUAGAGAAUUUUUUAGCUAAUUGGCAAUUAGAUGAUCAAGUGGGGUAUUUGCUAGCUUUCUAUGCAAAUUAAACAUUUUGAUUAAAGAUA